GUUUGCCCCUCCAGGCAUGCUCAGUGUUCUGGCCAGGCUUUGACUUUCAGACAGGCAGCAAUCUGCCAACGGAGCAAGUCCCCAGUGCCCAGGCCCCUUUAAAUCGGGCCGGCCGGUUGCCAGGCAACAGUGUGGCCCGAGCUGGCGCUGCACUGCCGAGGCUCUGCCCAGAGCCUGCCGGCCAGGCAGGAUCUUGGUGGCAGGCACCGAAAGAGGGGCUGCCGCCUGCUGGUGGUGGCCGGCUCCGGGGAAGAGGGGACAGGGCUCCCCAGACCGCACCCACACUUACAGGGUGGAAUUUCUUUUUCCAGUUCAAGCUGGAGAAGAACACCAAUAAUCAGUCCUCAGGAAGGGAAUUGGAAGAGGCGCCUAAAGUAAUGGAUGCUCGAAGAAAACACUGGAAGGAGAAUAUGUUUGCGCCUGUUCCAGAAGAGGCUUCCCAGCUUGAAUCUUCUUCUGAACAAAUAGCUGUAGAUAAGACCAAGAGAAUGGAAGGAAUUUAUAAUUUCUCCAGUAGAAAGUUUCAACAAGAAAAUAAAUUUAAGAGGAAAGAAUAUAUUUCCCAACUAAAUCAAGAACCAAAUUUAAGAGAGAGAGGGAUAAACAUGUCAAAGAAUGAAGCGGACAGAAAUUCUGCCUCUUGUGAAUCAUAUAAUUUCUAUGUUGUGAGCAAAGAAAGUUUUAACAGAAGAGGCAAUCCCUCUACCUAGUGCAAAAAGGAAUUAUCAACUACAUUAUGACAAGGUAUGAGGAAGAAAUUGACCAAAGGAAUGGCCCCCAAACUUAACCUGAACCUUUUGAAUAAAGAAGUAGAAGAACUCAAUAUGAAAUGCAGAAAAAUAGAAGAGGAAUACAAAAAUGCUGAAAAAGAACUUUUGAACUUUAAAAGAGAAGUCUCUACAAAAUCCCUAAAUUUUCAGGAAUCGGGGACAGAUACUUUGAAGAAAGACUGGGAACUUCAAGCUUUAAAAAAUGACUUAUCUGAAAAAACAACAGAUGUUAAAAACUUAACUGAAGAGCUCCAACAAGCCAAAGAAGUCAUCCACAAGUUGAACCUAGAAAACCGAGAUUUAAAGCAAGCAGUUAGGAAGCUAAAGCGACAAACUGAACUAGGAAAUGUGCUCCUGAAAGAAGAAAUGAAAUUGUAUUAUGAAUUAGAAAUGGAAAAAAUUCAUGGUGAGCUCGAUGCCAUCAAGAAUGAACUGAGAGCUGAGAAGAUCCUGCAGGCGAGAAAUAACAGAGCCCUGGAGUUGCUUAGGAAACACUUUGCUUUGGUGGUCAGAUCACCAAGUACCUUUGAGCACUUUUCCAGGGAACUUUUUUAAACUUAAAAAAGCCUUUCAUUAGGCAAGUUAUUGAGCCAAACCAAUGUUCAUUGUACUACUUUGUGUAUUACUCAAAAUGUAUGUAAUAGAAUACAAUUUUCACUGAAUCAGAGUGUCUGUAAAACAUAUAGAUGUUAACUUCAAAGCUUCUGUUUCCUCUUUCUAAUGAAGUCAUUGCGAGACUCCAAAUGGAAAUGAAAUCUCAGAAAUCUUUUUAUAUACACACAAAUAUAUUCAGUAUAUAUAUAUGUGUGUAUAUAUAUAUAUGUAUAUAUAUAUAUAUGUAUGUAUAUUUCACUCAAAAACACAUAGUGAUUUGCCAGAACAUUUACAAAUACAAAUCAACAGUCAUUUUGUGAUCUUGUGAGUAAUAUGUUCUUGACCCAUAAAUAUCUUCCCAUCUAUGUUCAUGGUUGUUAACAAUAAAACUCUUGUUUAUGUAUAUAAGCAUAGCAUACGUCUAUGAG
Molecule: messenger RNA, 1792 nt
Organism: Heterocephalus glaber (naked mole-rat)
Lineage: Eukaryota; Metazoa; Chordata; Mammalia; Rodentia; Bathyergidae
Gene: Ccdc160
Product: coiled-coil domain containing 160
Source: RefSeq, a predicted model, not a curated record